This is a messenger RNA of Paramecium sonneborni, 1228 nucleotides long. NCBI's taxonomy places the organism in Eukaryota, Ciliophora, Oligohymenophorea, Peniculida, Parameciidae. The record is from the annotation of a GenBank genome assembly.
AAAUGAAAACAAUAUUCAUAAUCACAAUCAUAAAUAUACUUGAAUUAGGAUAGGUAUUAGGAUUUACAAUAAAUGAUCCAGAAUGUAACAAGUAUUUGGAAAAGUUUGGAACUAAAGAUAAUCCUUCAAAGAUUGCUUUCACUGGAGAUGUCUCAUAUACUUAAGGAACAGCUAAUGCAUAGAUAAACUUAAGAUAUUCGGAUAAAGAUCUUUUUAAUGAUCCAAUAUUUUUUGGUCUUGUUAAGGAAGAUGGAAAGACAGCUGAAACUGUUUGUCUUGAAUUAAGACUAUAUAAAUUUUCAUCAAAAGAUUUUAAAAAUCCAGUUUAAGUGAGUGAUUUACCAUUAACAGCAUCAAAUAACACAUUAGAAUAAUGGAGAUAGUAUUCAUUCACAAUUCCGGGAAAUGAAUUAAGAACUAGAUUAAUUGAAUCAAAUAAUACUGAUUAUUAUAUUUACAAUGGCUAUUAUGCUAUUGCUUACUAUUAUGCUGGUACAGAGGAACUCUAAUACUCAUUUUAUUUUGAUUUUACUCUUCUAGUAGAAAGAAAAACAGGAGCAGUAGUUGAGACAGUAUUUAAACCUCUAAGUUAACGUGUAACUGCAGGUUGUCUAGUAGGAGAUUGUACAAUAACUGCUGAAACUAAAUUAAAUUGGUGUACUGAAACUUAAAAACCAGAUGACCCAUAAAAACCAUUGAUGUUUUAGUCAUAAUAUUUAACAUGCAAAAAUGUUGAUAAACCAGAACUUCAUUUAAAUGAUCAGUUCAUAAUCUAAUAAAUUGUUAAUACUACUGGAUUAACUAAUUAUUAUUUAUCUGGAACUUAAGUUUGGUAUACAGGUAAUGGAUUGAAUAAAUAAGCAAAAAUAAUUUCUAUGAAUAAUACCAUAUAAGGAUAAGUUCUUGUAUAAUUGAAGGCUGAAAUUGCAUGGAGAUAAGUCACUAUCAAAAUUGUUUCAUCCUUAUCAAAUAAUUAAGGCAGAAGAAUCUUGGUUUAAAGUCAAUUAGAUCCAGUCGAUGGACAAACAUAAGUUAUUGAAUGUAUUAAAGAUGAUGAAACAAAUGAAUGUCCCACAUGUGAAAGAGAAUGCGAGAUUAAUGGAUUUGCUCAUGAAGGUUGUGAGCCGUGUUGCAAUUCUCCUUCAUGUUCAUUUUCACAAUAAAUAGCUUUUGUUUUCUUGGCUUUAUUAUUAGCAUUGAUAAUUUGAUUCAUUAAUAUAUAUCAUAU